UUUCUCAAUCUCAAACAACCAAUCAUCCUCUUUCCCUCUUUCUCCCUAGCCAUCCAUGUCCACUUCUUCACUUCAAUUCCACCACCAUGAACUCCCCUCUAACCCCUCCACCACCACCACCUCUCCUCCCUCACCACCACAUCCCUUCUCUCCUCUCUUCUACCACCAUCACCCGCCGCUCCCUCCUACUCUCCACCUCCCUCUCCACUCUCUCUCCACCUCGACCAACCCUUGACACCACUAUAACAGACCGUGUCUUUCUUGACUUCUCCAUCUGCUCCAAUUACUUCCGCCCAGACCGGACCCUCUCCGACACCUUCUCCACCCUCUGCACCGACUCAACUCCCCUAGGGCGCCUAGUUCUUGGCCUCUAUGGCCAUUUGGUCCCUCUCACUGUCUCCAACUUCAAAACAAUGUGCACUUCAUACUCUUACAAGAACACUCUAGUCCAUAAAAUCUUUCCGGGUCAGUUUUUUCUUGCGGGCCGGCAAGGAAGGAGAGAAAAAGGAGAGGUGAAAGUGCCUCAAGAUUUGGCAAGAAAUAUCGAGAGUGUUGAUUCUAAGGCUUUUAAGCUAACACAUUCAGGACCUGGGAUUCUUUCUUUGUGUUUAUCAGAGAAUGAUGAUGAGGAUAAUAUUAAGCUUAAUCCUGAAUACAGGAAUGUUGAGUUCUUGAUUACUACUGGACCUGGUCCUUGCCCUCAGUUGGAUUACAAGAACAUUGUUUUUGGAGUGGUUCUUGAAGGGUUAGAUGUUGUGACAUCCAUAGCUUCCAUCCCGACAUACAAACCAUCAGAUAGAAUUCGCCAAUUCAAUGACUUGGCGGAGUUUCUUGGUGAUGAAAGAGCACAAAAUGCUCGAACAAUAUGGAACAAGCCUCUUAAGACUGUCUAUAUCAGUGACUGCGGAGAGCUGAAAGUUGCAAAGCCCUCUCUUACUCCUAGCUUACCGUAGUUCAUCAUUUGUUAUAUUCAUUUGUUCACGUUACAUAUUUGCCUCCAUGUAUAUGUAGCUUGAAUUCUUUCUUCUUCUUUUUUCCUUUCUUCAGAAGGACUCUGUAAUACAUUCAAUGGAAUAAGAAUGAAAGUAAUAUGACAUAUUAUUACAUUAA
Populus trichocarpa (black cottonwood) is the source of this 1110-nucleotide messenger RNA. RefSeq names its product peptidyl-prolyl cis-trans isomerase CYP28, chloroplastic. The record is from RefSeq and is a predicted model, not a curated record. Gene Ontology annotation, biological process: protein peptidyl-prolyl isomerization. Lineage: Eukaryota; Viridiplantae; Streptophyta; Magnoliopsida; Malpighiales; Salicaceae. Gene Ontology annotation, molecular function: peptidyl-prolyl cis-trans isomerase activity. Bases 87 to 953 code for a protein of 288 amino acids. Gene Ontology annotation, cellular component: chloroplast. The transcript is spliced from 2 exons.